Molecule: messenger RNA, 4570 nt
Organism: Hypoxylon trugodes
Lineage: Eukaryota; Fungi; Ascomycota; Sordariomycetes; Xylariales; Hypoxylaceae
Product: ABC multidrug transporter
Exons: 6
Coding region: 147-4544 (1465 amino acids)
Biological process (GO): transmembrane transport
Cellular component (GO): membrane
Molecular function (GO): ABC-type transporter activity; ATP binding; ATP hydrolysis activity
Source: RefSeq, a predicted model, not a curated record
GGUCUAGAGCGCGUCGCAAAUCUUCCUUUGAUUUUGCUGUAAUAUUCAUGUCCUUGUGAAUAUAAUCCCAAUCCUUUAUCAAUUGGAGACCGUCUGGUGUUGUGGACUGAAAUUGAUGUUUCAAUUGCUCAGAUCAUCAACACAAGAUGUUGUUUUCUGCUUGUGAACAUACUAAUGACCAGUCUUUCGGACCCAAUGUCUUAGGUUGCCGAGGAGACUUCGACUUCACCAUCAAGUUUGAGCAACUCUUCUUCUCUCUCACUCCUGCGGCUAUCUUCAUCCUCGCGUCGCUAUGGCGAAUUUACCUACUCGUAUCGAGGCCGACCAUUGUUGGCGCUCCAUUGCUGCGCCUAGCGAAACUUGCCGUGCUUAUUUCGUAUGCCUCACUUGAGCUUUCGCUACUCAUCUUAGUCACGCUACUCUCGUUCGGCGCCGAUAGUGUUGAUAUCAUCUCUUCCAUUCUUCGCCUUGCUGCCGCUCUUUGCAUGGUCGGGCUCUCUUACUUCGACCACAGUAGGUCGCCAAGGCCAUCCGUCUUACUGAGUGUAUAUCUCUUCUGGACUCUCUUGUUCGAUAUCGCCCAAGUUCGAACAUACUGGCUGGCCUCCACAACUCGACCAGAAGUAGCAUAUAGUGCUAUCUUUACAGCUGCAUUUGCUAUGAAAGUGGUCAUGCUCUUACUUGAAGCUCAGCCAAAAAGAAAAUGGGUUGACUGGGAUUCGAAAGACCACAGCCCCGAGGAAACUAGCGGCAUCUAUAGCUUGGGUGUUUAUUCCUGGCUCAACCAUCUAUUCCUCGAAGGUUAUAACAAGGUCUUGGGAAUGCAGGAUUUGUACCCUCUUGACCAGACUCUAGCCGCCAACCGCGUAUCUCAACGUUUCACCAAAAUAUUGGAGCAAGAAAAGCUUAAGGGCAACAAGAUAAAUCUUAUUCGAGUCUUGGUGAAGACACUUGCGGUUCCUCUUGUGCUUCCCAUUGCGCCUCGACUCGCAUGGAUCGGAUUCAAGUUCUGCCAACCCCUAUUUAUUCAGAGUCUCACUGAACAUCUCGAACACCCCGAUGCUUUGUCUAAGUCGAAUGUUAGCUAUGGGUAUAUCGGCGCUAGCGUUUUCAUAUACUCUUGUAUCGCCAUUUCUGUGGCGUUUUACGGUUACUUUUAUCAUCGGAACUUAUUCAUGCUUCGCGCUUGUCUCGUUACGGCCAUUUAUACAAAGGCUACGGAUGUUCGUGUCGCUGGCGAAGGCGAGAAUGCAUCGUUGACACUGAUGAGCACCGACAUAGAACGUAUAAUGCUUGGCUUCCGAGCCUUACACGAAGUAUGGGCGGAUCUGCUUGAAGUUGGCCUUGCGAGCUGGCUGUUAUAUAACUUACUCGGUGUAGCCUUCAUCGCACCUAUCGCGAUCCUUCUAGUCUGUACAGGCGGAGUCUCAGUCAUGAUGCAGUUUAUGGGAGCCGGGCAAAAAGCUUGGAUGGCCGGAGUGCAAAAGCGCGUCGGGCUUACUUCAGGAGUUAUCGCCAACAUGAAGAACAUCAAGAUAUCCGGUCUCACAUCUCCGAUAGCUCGAUACAUCGAAAAGCUCCGCGCCGAUGAAUUGCGGGCUAGUUCCACCUUCCGAAAAAUGUUGCUAGGCUGUUCCACUUUCGCUUACAUACCGAUGCUUCUCUCCCCAGCUGUGACCUUUGCAGUGGCGCAUAAAAGCCUUGGAGCUUCGCAGCUUUUUACCUCAUUGUCAUAUCUUCUGCUUAUGACGGUCCCGCUCAACGAAUUGUUCGAAGCUUUACCUAUGCUUGUCGCAGCACUCACUUGCUUACAUCGUAUCCAAGAAUUUCUGCAGAGUGAAGCGCGCGAUGAUUUUCGAACCAUAUCCGUAGCGCGGAAGAAUGACCUGGAAAAGCCUCCCGAGACCCAACUCGACGACGUUCCUGCGGUAACCAUCAAGAACGGUAACUUUGGUUGGCAAUCCGAUAAAUGGGUCCUAAAUAAUAUUGAUAUCGAGGUUCCUAGGGGUUCUCUUACAAUGGUUGUUGGCCCGAUUGCAUCUGGGAAAUCAUCCUUAUGCCAAGCGCUUUUAGGAGAAAUACCGUACCACCAAGGUACGGUGUCAAUAGCCACCAAUUAUCCACGCUUAGGAUAUUGCGACCAAACGCCAUUCUUGUCGAACAGUAGCAUCAAAGACAAUAUCGUAGGUUAUUCGCCAUUCAAUGCGGAACGAUAUGCUGAAAUUAUCGAUGCGACAAUGCUCAAUGUCGAUUUCGAGACACUACCUCAAGCAGAUAGGACCAAUGUUGGAAGCAAUGGAAUCACCCUCUCUGGAGGACAAAAGCAACGAGUUUCGCUAGCAAGAUGCCUCUACUUGGAGUCCGACCUUCUCAUUAUGGAUGACGUCUUCAGUGGUUUGGACGCCGACACCGAAGAUCAAGUGUUCCAACGCGUCUUCGGAGUAAACGGUAUUUUAAGGCGACGACGGGCAACUGUGAUAUUAUGCACACAUUCGGUCCGCCAUCUCCCGGCUGCGGCGCAUGUAAUUGCUCUAGGUUCUAGCGGAAAUGUUAUCGAGCAAGGAAGUUUUGAGGACCUCCUUGCUAACCAGAGCUACGUCCACAGUCUUGGCGUUAAACAUUCAUCGACAAGCCAGACACCAAGCGAGAAUGUAGAAUCCGACGAUAAUACCACAGAACCCCAGUUAAAUCUAUUGCGAGAAGUUUCCACACAAGCUCCCAUACCCGAAGGCAAUAAUGACAGGGCGCGAAUAGCAGGUGAUAAAUCUGCUUACAAGGUAUACAUGAAGAGCAUGGGUUUACCCCUCGCUAUAUCUCUAUUCGUCUGUGGUGCGGCGGUCGGCUUCUUCGACAAUUUCCAAACAAUAUGGCUGAAAUAUUGGUCUGACGCAGCCGUCGCCACAAAUCCUCCCCACCCAUUCGGAUACUAUGCAGGAAUCUACGCGGCGUUCGAAGUUUCCAACCUCCUGUCGUUACUCAGUCUUGGAAUCCUACUUUACAUCACGGUUAUUAAUCGGUCAGGGAAAUCUUUACAUCGCGAUGCUUUAAAAACUCUUGUCCACGCACCACUUAGCUUCUUCACCAAGACUGACCAAGGCAUUGUCACGAAUCUAUUUUCCCAGGACUUAAAUCUCAUCGAUACCGAGCUACCCAGUUCUCUUCUAAGCGUGAUAUACACGGCCUUCGUAGCUCUUGGCCAGGCUGCAGUCGUCGCUACAUCAUCUCCCUAUCUGCUGAUCAGCUAUCCUUUGUUGGGAGGUAUCCUUUACGGUAUUCAGAAGUUUUAUCUUCGAACUUCAAGACAGUUACGGCUACUGGACUUGGAAGCGAAGAGUCCGCUUUACACCCAUUUCCUGGAUACCGCCAAGGGUAUCGUUACCUUGCGUGCUUUCGGGUUCACUGGCGAAGACCAAGCGAAGAAUGCCUACCUUCUAGAUAGAUCUCAGCGACCCGCAUACCUUCUUACCAUGAUUCAACAGUGGCUAACAUUUGUGCUUAACGUUGUCGUCGGUAUCAUUGCGGUCCUCCUUACGACCCUCGCUGUUCGCCUAAGCUCCAACUCAGGCUUCACUGGUGCAUCGUUAGUAACUCUAAUGGCCUUCGGAGGACUGCUCUCUAGUGCUGUAGUGUUCUACACCCAACUCGAAACAUCCCUCGGCGCCAUCAGCCGACUCAAGUCCUUCGAUAAGACCGCCACAUCGGAAGACAAACCCGGCGAGGACAUCAUCCCCCCAGAAGAAUGGCCACAGCGAGGAGAAAUUAACCUAGAAGGCGUGUCAGCCAGUUAUGGCACCGAGGAACCAACCGAAACCCCCACUCUAGCGCUCAAGAAUAUCCAGCUCAACAUCCGCCGCGGCGAAAAAGUCGCUAUCUGCGGCCGCACCGGAAGCGGUAAAUCCUCACUCAUAGCCCUCCUCCUCAAGCUCCUUGACCCAAUAACCUCCACGUCCGACCGCGUACACAUCGACAACACAGCUCUCCACCUAGUCGACCGCUCCACACUCCGUCAACGCAUAAUCGCCAUACCGCAAGACACAGUCUUCCUCCCCGACGGCUCCACUUUCCUCGAAAACCUCGACCCAUUCCACGCCUCCAGCGCCACAGACGCACAAGCCGUUCUCGAGGUCUCUGGCUUAUGGCCCUUCGUUCGCGAGCGUGGGGGACUGGAGGCUGGGUUACUAGUCAAUACACUAAGUCAGGGACAACGCCAACUCUUUUCCCUCGCCCGCGCCGUUCUCCGGCGACGCAUUCGCGCGCGGAGUCUUGGGUUUGGGGGCGGGGGGUCGGAAGGUGGGGUUUUGUUACUUGAUGAAGUGAGUUCGAGUGUGGACCAAGAAACUGAGAAGGCGAUGCAGGAGGUUAUUCGUGGGGAAUUUAGAGAGUACACUGUUGUUGCGGUGAGUCAUAGAUUGGAUAUGAUUAUGGAUUAUGAUCGUGUUGUUGUUAUGGAUAAGGGUGAGAUUGUCGAGGAGGGGAAUCCUGAAGAGUUGGCUCGACGGGCGGGGACUAGGUUUGGUGAGUUGUGGAGUUUGGGUGGGAAAUAGUCCAUCUAUGAGGGGGGUCUUUGGAU